Molecule: messenger RNA, 6188 nt
Organism: Anopheles moucheti
Lineage: Eukaryota; Metazoa; Arthropoda; Insecta; Diptera; Culicidae
Product: all trans-polyprenyl-diphosphate synthase PDSS1-like
Exons: 8
Coding region: 179-1714 (511 amino acids)
Biological process (GO): isoprenoid biosynthetic process; ubiquinone biosynthetic process
Cellular component (GO): transferase complex; mitochondrion
Molecular function (GO): prenyltransferase activity
Source: RefSeq, a predicted model, not a curated record
GAGAACGGGAACGAUCACGGUUUGCGCGCCCGUUGGUGGGGCACGCAGCAACAACGGCAGCAGUAGCAGCAGCAGCAACAGCAGCAGCAGCAGCAGCAACAGCAGACAAGCAGGCAAAGCUUUUCGGGGGCUUCGAGUGCUCGAGCGGUCCAUCGAUCGGAUCACAAUUGUUUUGACUAUGGCGUGUUUAAGUUCGUCCAAUCGGGCCUGUGCCCGCGUUGUGCAGGAGAAACUGUGUCAGUUAGUUGCGGUCUCGAAGAGCCCGCUCGGGCAUCCGCAGCAGCAGCAACAGCAGCUGGACCCGUUGGGCCCGGUGGCCAGUACCGUCGUUAAUGGUGUCGGUGGCGGUGGAGGUGUUGGCGGUGGUGGAGGUGGCGGCGGUAGCCUGCCGAUGGGUACCGCCGGCAAACGGACCUUCCUGCUGUCGUCCGGGUUCGCGUACCCGCUGUUCGGUGGCGGCCCAGCCGGAUCUGGGACGCCGCUGGUGACGGCCGUGGCGCACAGUGUCGGUGGUUCGAUUGGCAUCGCACGCAGCUUCUAUACCGGUCGCGGCAACUUCAUUCAACCUUCAUCAGUCGCCCUCGGAUCGGCCAGAUCCGUCCGUGUUCCAGUCGGUGCGCCGCUGUUCGAACGGAACCAGAAAUGCAGCUCAACCGCAAACUUGCAUCCCUGUAUGCGAGGGUACAGCUCCGUGCACACACAGCAACCGGCCGGACCGAUACGGGAAUACAACAUCGACCCAUACAUACUGCUGGAGGACGAACUGAAAUACAUCUUCGAGGAUAUCAGGCAGCAAAUCAGUCGCGCAACAAAUCACCAGGAGCUGAACAAAAUAGCCGUAUACUACUUCGAUGGACAGGGCAAAGCUUUCCGACCGAUGGUGGCAAUACUGAUGGCGAAGGCACUGAACUAUCAUAUGCACAACGAAGACAGCAACACAAUGAACGCGCAGCGACAGAUAGCAAUGAUUUCGGAGAUGAUUCACACUGCCAGCUUAGUGCACGAUGACGUUAUCGACCAGUCGUUUGCCAGGCGAGGUAAACCGAGCGUUAACGUGCUGUGGAACCACAAAAAGGUGACGCAGGCCGGUGACUACAUCCUUGCCGUUGCCUCGAUGCUGCUGGCCCGCCUGAAGCGAGACGAAGUGACACACAUCCUCAGUCAGGUUCUAACAGAUUUGGUACAGGGCGAAUUUAUGCAGCUUGGCUCGAAGGAAACGGAGAACGAGCGCUUUGCGCACUAUUUCACCAAGACGUACCGGAAGACAGCAUCGUUAAUAGCUAACAGUUUGAAGGCGGUCGCGGUACUCUCCGGCGCGGACGAACAAAUGGCCGAGCUUAGCUUCCAGUACGGGCGCAACCUUGGGCUUGCCUUCCAGUUCGUGGACGAUCUGCUGGACUUUGUGUCGAGCUCGGAAGCGAUGGGUAAACCGGCGGCGGCCGAUCUAAAGCUCGGUCUUGCCACCGCCCCGGUACUGUUCGCCUGCGAGAAGUUCCCCGAGCUAAACCCAAUGAUACUGCGCCGCUUCCGCGAACCGGGUGACGUUGAGCGAGCGUACGAGCUGGUGCACCAAUCGCAAGGGCUCGAGCAGACCCGCUUCCUUGCCCGCAAGCACUGCAUCGAGGCGCUCCGGCUCGCGUCCCAGAUCAGCGAAUCGCCGUACCAGAAGGGUUUGAUCGUGGUCGGUGACUUCGUGCUCAACCGGAUGAAGUAGACGACGGUGAUCGUUUUGCUGCUCCCACACACACUGCCACUGUGUGGGGGAGGGGCACCUUUUGGGACGUUUCAACCAGAACCAAUAUUUCCGAAUCGUAUCGACGAUUUGCCGUGGACAGUGCUGCCCUUUCGUAUACACACACACCCAUAUAUAUAUAUAUAUAUACCUGUUAAACAAAGCUUAUUAAUGGCUCACACCGAAGAGACAGACCAGCGAGAAGGCAAUGUGAGGACACCACGAUAGGAGAAAAAAAAUGGAUUUGAUAAUGGCAUAAACAGGAAAGGAAAAACAUUCACCAUUCAAUUCAAUUUUCAUACCAUCGUGCAUCACCAGGAAAAGCCUCAGGAAUUGAGUAAUCGAAAGGCAGCGCGCAAUGAAAGCAGAACAAAAAACAAAUCUAAAAGACACUUUACUUUAUGCUCCGGUAGCGAAACAUAUGACAUCCUGCAAUACCAUCUACCAUCCGGGGUUGUAUGUGUGCGUCUGGAUGACCGGAUAAGUUCCCUGGAAAUUGGGGAAAAGAAAAAGUUCACCAGACGCAGCAUAAUGUGGAAAGGCAUUAAUUUACAUCGUGCAGCCCACGUUUUUGGAUCCCUUUUCCUUCCUCCUCCUUCCCCUUCGUUAGCAAUACACAACGGUAGUCGGUGUAGUGUACUAAUAUAUACACAUAUUAGUGUACAUUAUUAUACACAACAACAGAACAACACAGCAAACAAGCAAAGCGAUGCAAUAGUCUCGAACAUUUGGUGGUGCAAUGGAAGAUUAAGUUUAUAAAAUCUUACAACGCUUCCCCAUCUACAUCUUCCUGGUGAUGGUGGUAACAUUUUUGAGAUAAAGGGUUUUUUUUGUUUGUUUUGCUUGUGGUAGCAAUAUAAGCUUCUUAGAGCAGAAACGCGAAAACCCUGCUGUGUGCUCGAUCAAUUUUUUUUAAACUAUGUUCGUUUUGUUGGUCUUUUUUUUUUUAAAUAGUGUGGUCUGCUUGCUGUAAGCUUUGCAUAAUUAUGUUUAGAAUUUUCCAUUGUUGGCAGUAGGGUUAUGUGUGUCGGAAAGCAUAUAAAAACACCCCCCCCCCGUAAGGGUAGCAUCGAGUGGACAAACAGCAAUACAAAAAAUCUGAUCGUGGGGUUUUUUGGAAGCAAAAUUAUCGUAAAAUAUUAAAAUGGCAUGAAAGAAGCAGCGUGUAUGCGUACGUGUGUAUGAGUGUAAAAUUAAGCCAGUGGAAAAGGAGAGGGGGGAAGGAAGGGGAAUAGGGGAGGAAGAAAUGGUAGCAGGCUAUAACUAUGUGUUACUUUACGUUUAUUAACCAAGAAUGUUGCGUGUGCGUGUGUGUGCGGACUAGUGAGUAUAAUGAUUUAUCGAUCCUUUUUUUUUGUCUGUUCUUCCGUUUUUCUUAUAAUUGUAAUUUGUUUCAAAACAAAAAGAAAAUUGUGUUUGCAAAAUCUCUUCCUUUCCAACCAGAAGAGUGUUGGUAGAAGUUAAUUCUAGUGAUGAGCAAUAGUAACCGACGUGCAAUGAUUGAUUUUAAACCGUAAAUUGAAGCGUACUACCGGCGUGUGUGUCGCAAUCCAAGCAAUAGCUAUACACAGGAUGAAAAAUAACACGAAGAUACCCUUAGAACGAGGAAGCCCUCAGUACGAUUGUGCUGCUGGUAGGGAUUGUUUUUAGCGAACGCGAAGUAAAUAGCCUAUUUUUGCAUUACCAAAAAAAAACAAAAAAACACAUAAUCAACAACAAACUGUUCACCUGUAUACCGAUUUUGCUUUAUUUAUUCACCUAAUACACAGACAUCGGCGCACAUUUUUUUUUCUUACAUCCCUGUACAGUAGUGUGUGGGGUGUCAGGAUUUGCAUCGUAAAUGCACACGAGAGAGAGAAACAAAUAAAUAAAUUUAAACAAAAAAAAAAACCUCAUACAAACACACAAAAUCACACACACUAGAAAAAAAAAGCAAAUGUGUCAAAUAGGAAUAGUUAAGUUGUGUUACGCGCCAAACCGCGGCAUAACACCACUGAAUCCCUCAGCUGGGAUGGGAUCUUUUUGUACAUAGGUAAAACCCCACUCAUGUAGCCCACCAUCGGCUCCUUACUUGCCCGUUGAAGUAGAGGAAAAGAAGAAAACAAAACAAUAUCAUUAGAUACGGUGUGAUUUGUAAACAAUUGAACAGGCGGUCAAAUGUUAGCACAAAUCGUACGCACGAAACACGAAACGAAUCGCCAGUUGCGCGCGUGUGCGGGAAAUGGUGUUUUGGUGGUGGUGUUGCUGAACUCGUUCCAUCUUUCCUUCUAUAAUGCGCGAAGGGUGCAACAGUGUAGCGUUUUGUAACAAAAAAGGGUGAUGGUAGUAGCUUAAUAAGAAACCCAACCACAGAUAAGAACAAGAUAAAAAAAAACCCGUGGGCUCUCCCUCUCCGCCCCGCGCGUGACUGUGUAAGGAUAGUUAAGGGGGCGGGAUAGCUCAUAGAAGCGCAAAGAAGGUGCGCCACGGUUUUAGUUGUUUUGUAAGCGGCCGUUCUAGUGGCACUUUACACUAAUUUACAAUUUACCCUCCCAAUCCAUAUCGAUGUAAGUCUGCUCAAUUACGUUAAUAAUACUGUUUUACUGCCGUGCUGUGUCGUUUGCUGUUUCGUUAAUCACGUGCUGCAGCACCAACAAAGCGAACACACACACACACACAUACAUGGUAGAUGGUAGCACAACGGAACAAAAUGGAGUCGUUCAGUCCUUGAUGCUGGACGGCAGUGUUAUCCAGACCCGGUGAACAAGAUUUCGGGAUACCCUUUAUUGUACAUAGUAUCGAAUAUUUAAUGUGCCUUGUAUGGCAUGCCAAUGCGAAAUGAAAAUGUACCCGUGCCCUUAUAAACACUCCUCCCCCACCCCACCCCCCCCACAGACACGCACAGUUAUUAUUUUUUAUACAACAAAACCACACAAUUAUCGUUUUAUCGUAAUCGCCGAUGCGUUCGUUGAGUUAAAAACAUGCACACAAAGAUUUUGUAGCUAAAAUUAAAACAACACACAAGCACAUCCACAAACAAAAACCACGGCAAUCAUGUUUAGUGUAUCAUAGUUGAAUGGUUCCGGAGCGGGUAGGCUAAUUAAACGAGUAAAAGUAUGUAAAAGUAGCAAGGUUAGAAAGGAGCAACAGAAACAAACUGUCGGAACGUUUUUUUCUUCGUUUGUUUUGUGUCUUCCGAUAUAACGUUUACAAAUAUGCGUAUGCGGACCGGCUAUCAACCCCGUUUGGAAACUUAAAUAUAAAAGCAAAUUGUUAAAAACUUUUGUAAAUGAAGUAAACUAACACGCAAACAAAUCAGUGCGCAGUUGUGUGUAAGAGAGUGGAAGAAAUUACAUUAAAACAAUUGGGACACAAUCACACGUGUCCCUAUUGGUAAGCAAGCGAACGUAUGUGUGUGUAUGUGUGCAUACAUACUCCCGUGCACACCAUAAAAAUCAGACAGAUGUUAACAAACAAACCAGCACACACAUUUACAUAUGUAUAUGAACAAUUAGUCGCACGGUGUAUGAAGGACGUUUAUACGAAGAAAAUGUUUGUUUGUUUGUCUUUUCUUUUUGUUUGGUUAAAGUAGAUUGAUACCGCACACAUACACAUACACACACAGACACACACAGACGAUCACAUAUUCAUCUAAUCAUACUCACACUAAUGCCUUGUACUCGAAGGUCCCUGCGAUGCGAAGUCAAAAAGUCGCCGAGGGUGUUUUUUUUCUUGAAGGGGUAAGGAGAAAAAGGGGGAUGGUUCGAGAAGGGUGCGAGUAGGGAGGAAGUGAGAGGGUGUGGGGUGGAGGCACACAGGCAUUGAAUAGUAAAGAUGUUGCAGUGAAACCCACUGGAAAAGAAGCUGUUUGAGAAAAACCAAUGUUGACAAAUAAACAAAAAGGAGGAGGAAGGGUAGAAGAGGGAGGGGAGGGGGUGUUUAAGGAGGGAUGAGAAGAAGAGGAAGGGGUAGCAGAAUUUUGAAAAGUUCAACCACCAAUAAUGUCCAAACCAGACGGAAGGAGCAAGAUAGAGAGAUAGUGUGGAGAGAGAAAGAUGGAGAGAUAAAGGUUAAAGGAUAAAGAAGAAAGGAGAUGAUUUGAGCAGGACGAGAAAUGCGGGAAAAGGAAAAGUGUAAAAGAGGGUGUAUUAGGGGAAUGAGAGUGUAUAUUUACUAAAGCAACUAAGUGGAGACGCACGCGUUAAGCUGUGCUGCGCACGGUUUUAAACCGGUUAGAGAAACAGAUAACAGAGGACGAAUGGAGCGAAGGAACAAUGGGGAAGGAAAAGGGAUGGGUAACGAACGGAACAUUGUUGUAUCCCUGUUUUUUUGUGAGCAUGUUUUCCGUACAUAUUAUAUAUAUAUACAUAUACAAUAAAUAUACAUACAUAUGCUACGUGUUGACGUGUGUAUGGUUGGCAAGAAGGAAGCAAUGGGAGUGGGGGUGUAAAGCGAAAGGAGCGAAAUAAAUAUAAAA